GAAAGUGAGCCUCGUGGGCCGUGGCUAGGACAAAAUCUUUGCUCUUCUCGAAUCGUAGCUUACCGAGUGCGGACGCUACUUACGUGAAUUCCAGUCACAUCUUACUUUUUUAUAUUUAUUAUAAAAAAAAAUAAAUCAAAAUGCCUCCAAAAUUCGACCCCACUGAAGUUAAGAAAGUUUACUUGAGGUGUGUCGGUGGUGAAGUAGGAGCUACUUCUGCCCUUGCCCCUAAAAUUGGUCCACUUGGUUUGUCCCCAAAAAAAAUUGGUGAUGACAUUGCCAAGGCCACCAGUGACUGGAAAGGUUUGAAGAUCACUGUUGAGUUGACGAUUCAAAAUCGUCAAGCAACAAUUGCCGUUGUUCCAUCAGCUGCAUCGCUGAUCAUCAAGGCUCUUAAAGAACCACCACGUGACCGCAAGAAGGUCAAGAACAUCAAACACAGUGGAAACCUUUCAUAUGAUGAAAUUGUUGCCAUUGCCAAACAAAUGAGGCCUAGAUCUAUGGCUCGUGAACUCAGUGGCACUGUCAAGGAAAUCCUUGGUACAUGCCAAUCUGUUGGUUGCACUGUUGACGGAAGACCACCACAUGACUUGAUUGAUGAAAUCAAAAGUGGAGAAAUGGAAGUUGCUGAUGAUUAAAUGAUGUCUUUCAACAUU
Molecule: messenger RNA, 656 nt
Organism: Trichogramma pretiosum
Lineage: Eukaryota; Metazoa; Arthropoda; Insecta; Hymenoptera; Trichogrammatidae
Gene: RpL12
Product: 60S ribosomal protein L12
Exons: 4
Coding region: 141-638 (165 amino acids)
Biological process (GO): translation
Cellular component (GO): ribosome; cytosolic large ribosomal subunit
Molecular function (GO): large ribosomal subunit rRNA binding; structural constituent of ribosome
Source: RefSeq, a predicted model, not a curated record